Molecule: messenger RNA, 549 nt
Organism: Rotaria sordida
Lineage: Eukaryota; Metazoa; Rotifera; Eurotatoria; Philodinida; Philodinidae
Source: the annotation of a GenBank genome assembly
AUGACAGAUAGACGAAAUAAUAAACAAGCUGAUAAAUGGAUAGAUAUAUUAGGCUUAAAACCGCACCCAGAAGGCGGAUUUUAUUCUGAAACAUAUCGUAGUAAUGAUGAAUGUAUACUUGAACGUUAUAAUAAUCAAACUCGUUCAUGUUCAACAUCAAUUUAUUAUUUACUUAAAUUACCUGAAUCACCAAUAAGUUAUUUUCAUCGUAUAAAAGCUGAUGAAAUGUGGCAUUUUUAUCAAGGUUUACCAUUAAUUAUACAUGUAUUAGAUGAAGAAAAUUCGUCACAUACUGAAUAUACAUUAGGUCAAGAUUUAAGUAUUAACAAAAAUAUUCGACCACAAAUUCUUGUUCCUUAUGGAAAAUGGUUUGCAGCUGAAUUAAUCAAAACAAAUAGUGAAGAUUCAAAUGAUAAUUUUACUUUAUGUGGAUGUACUUGUACACCAGGAUUUGAUUAUCAAGAUUUUGAAUGUGCAAAAAGAUCAUAUUUAAUUGAAAAAUUUUCAAAUUUAAAAGAUUUAAUUAUUCGUUUGACACCAUCAGAAUAA